This is a messenger RNA of Pangasianodon hypophthalmus (striped catfish), 1963 nucleotides long. RefSeq names its product peripheral myelin protein 22b (gene pmp22b). Gene Ontology annotation, cellular component: plasma membrane. The transcript is spliced from 5 exons. The record is from RefSeq and is a predicted model, not a curated record. The coding region runs from base 186 to 656 and encodes 156 amino acids. NCBI's taxonomy places the organism in Eukaryota, Metazoa, Chordata, Actinopteri, Siluriformes, Pangasiidae.
CGUUUCAAUCCGUUCCAGUCUCUCUGCCCUGCUGUCGGACUUGCGGAGUAACGCUGUGACCUGGUCUCUCUCUCUCUGGCUGAGUCUCUGUCUGCUGCCUGCGCUGCGUUUUAACAACUUUCCUUCACUACAUAAUCUCUCCUGGAAAUACUUUCACACAGAUCCCUAAAUCCAGCAGUGGAAACAUGCUGAUCCUUCUCUGUGGCAUCGUAUUCCUGCACGUUGCAGUUCUGGUACUGCUCUUCGUCUCCACUAUAGUCAGUGCCUGGACUGUAACUGCUACCAGUAGCUCAGACCUCUGGGUAAACUGCUCCACAUCCAAUGGAAUGAACUGCCAGCCCGGGGACACUGGAGUAUGGAUUCAGGCAGUGCAGGCUCUCAUGAUCCUGUCCAUCAUCUUCAGCUUCCUGUCGCUCUUCCUGUUUUUCUGCCAGCUCUUCACUCUGCAGAAGGGUGGACGCUUCUUCCUCACUGGAGCCUUCCAAAUCUUUGCCAGUCUGUUCGUCAUGUGCGGCGCGAUCAUCUACACGGUGAUGAAUCACACAUGGGUUCCCCCGAAUGAAUCAUAUGGUUUUGCCUACAUCCUGGCCUGGGUGGCUUUUCCUCUGGCGCUCAUCAGUGGCUUAAUCUACGUCAUCUUGAGGAAACGGGAAUGAACAGGGCACCCCGUUGAGGCUCGACCUCCAGACAUCGAAGAUCAUCUAAAAGUGCAUACCGCAUCUGCAGACAAGUUUAAACAGCCCAUAUCUUACAAUAUAAUAUAACUGUACAAUAUCGUACAAAAAUCACCACCAUGAAAAAGACAUAUAACAACCAAUGCGGUCAUUGUUUGAAGAUGUAUAUAGUAUCUAUGGUUUAAAACCUAUUUAUAACACUUUUUACAUAUAUGUACAUAGUAUUGUUGUGUGUGUUGACAAAGAGCUUUUUUUUUUUGUUUGUUUUGUUUUUUCGCUAAUUAAGUGCCUAAAAUGUGUGUUUUGUCAGAGGCAAUUGCAUUAUUAGCCAUAUUGUGUGUUUUUAUUUUUCUUACACUGCCAAAAACAGUUAUAAAAAAAGUCAUUUGAAGUAUUUUAACAAAAGAGCAUGUAUUAAAAAAUAGCGAUACACUAUAGUGAAAUGAAACAGCUUUAGAAAUUUAGAGAUGUGGUAACACUUACUGAAAACUUAUGCUAAGCUAGAUACAAAAGUUGACCAUUUUUUGCUUUUAAGAGGACAUUAAUUUCUUUUUUUUAUUAUUUUUAUUCGACAAAAUGGUGCUAUGUAUUUACCAUUCCUAUAGCCAUUUUGAUUUUAUCUAGUCAGACAGAAGCGAAUGCCUGCGAGUAGACAUGACAGCUCUGUAUACUUACUUCUGUACAUACAGUACUUACCAAAUAGACUCAUUUUAUAAUAAAUUGUGUUGGAAAUAACGCAAGACUUGAGUAUUAGCUAAGCAAAUGGCUUUGAAAGGCCACAGACGUAGAAAUUUUAGCGAUACUGUAACAGCUAAGAGGGCAUUAUAUUACCAAAUGCCAUCAGGAAGGUGUGAACUGCCCGGUAUGUGAGUGUAUCUGUGUUGUGUGUCUUCAGCUAGCUAAAAAAAAAUGCACUAGCGUUAAAACACAUAUUUACGCAAGCUACUUGUGAUUGAAGGGAAUCUUACCGGCAUUUUGCAUGGAUUUAAACACCAGACUUAGAUAUUUUCUGGUAGUGGAUGUACCAGAAUUUUUGCAUUCGUUGCAAUGUUGUGCUGAUACUUGAAAUGUGACAUGCUGACUAUGUCCGCUAUUGUGAAAAAAACAAAAAACAAAAAAACGUCUCCACCUUGAACGCAGUGUUUCAUUGGACGUCAUGUGGUUCUUUACAAAUACAUCACUUGCAAACUCAUGAUCUGUAUGCAACUCACACUGAGGACCAUGUAGGAAAAAAAACUAUAGGAGAAUCCCUAUGCACUGAAACCAACAAUAAAUUACCAUUAACGCAA